GCCGAUCUUCCGUCCUCCUCCCCCAUACUUCCACCGACACAGCCACCCCAGCAGCUCUGUCACCGGAGCCCGUACCUGCCCUCUCCGCUCCUCGUGCGCUACAUAAGCCUCCACGCAUGCGAAGUGACGCUCCCUUCAUUUGAGCGCAAGCAGCACAAAGCACAGCCUGUUGACCACCAUGGCAGAUGAGGAUUUCAACUGCGGAGACUCAGGGGCUUCUACUACAUACCCCGUGCAGUGUUCCACACUGAGGAAGAAUGGAUUUGUCAUGAUUAAAGAUCGUCCCUGCAAGAUCGUUGAGAUGAGCACCUCCAAGACUGGCAAGCAUGGGCACGCCAAGGUUCACCUUGUUGGACUUGACCUCUUUACUCAGAAGAAGUGUGAAGAUCUCUGCCCAUCUACCCAUAACUUGGAUGUCCCACGUGUAUUAAGGAAGGAGUUCGAGGUUCUCUGUAUCACAGACGGUUACUUGACCCUCAUGAAUGAUAAUGGAGAUACCAGAGAGGAUCUUAAAGUGCCGGAGGGUAAACUGGGCGAAGAAAUCGAAGAGAGAGUUGACGCAGGCGAAUCAGUUAGGGUCACUGUGUUAGAAGCUAUUGGUGAAGAGCAUGUCAUCUCCUGUAAGAACACAAAAUAAGUAAAGUACAAAGCUGGAGACCUCAGUCUUGUCCUCCGUUAUGGUUUUCAAGCCUCACCAAAGCUAUUGGCCUUCACCCCUCCACCAGUUUCUCUGCUGGUCAAUUUAAAAUCCAAAUUCCCGGACUGGCUCGGCUUCUUCAGCUGCACCUCAGGCCUGGGGCAGCCUGGCACUCUCUACAAUCAAUGAAGUUUUCCUCCCUUAGCCAUCACAGCUUAAUUUUGUGGGUAUUAAUAUUACUCCAGGUAUUCUUUGCAACAUCACAGUAAUUAAUAACAUUCCUUUUUUAUAGUAUUUGUGAUAUGCUUUGUCCCACUGUGUUCAUUCCAUCAAAUCGUUCUUUCAUUUUUGAGUUGCCUGUAAACAUGUAUUUCAAGUCUCCUUUACAGUUUAGCUACUCCACCUUGUGUUUAACUAAAAUUUCCCCUUAAGUGAUUUUUUAUUUCUGCUGACAUUAAAUUUUAAGCAAGCUCCAGAUCUUCUCUGUGCACAUGUCAGAAAACCCCAAAAUACAGCUUUUUGUAUUGUCUUUCUGCCCUCUGAAAAUGAAUGAAUGCAUGCAUUUACAUGCAAACUACAAAUUACUUCUGCGGUUAUACAUUUCUGUAAGCGGAAUAAUUAAAUUGACUCUUGUGGGCAAGUUUUCAACUGCAUCGAGCUGCGUCUCAGUAAAAUUGUCCUUUUCUAGCCGGGAAAUGUCUCAGCUGAGGGUUUUUGGGUGGGGCCAUUUUCUCAAGAAACCUUUUCUUUUCACUUGAGGCCUUUUUAUGAGCUGACUGUUGUAUAGAAGCUGAUUUUGAAUGAACAAGUCACUGAAGACCUUUACUACUCUACAACUUUGUUGGAAGUUCAGUUUCAAUCAUUACAUUAUUACAGUUCUAAAGAUAUUGACACUUCCUGGCACAAAAUGGUGAAAACAAGAAACUGUUAGGUCUUGUAUGAUAGCUCUUAUUCUAGAUGGUUGAUAUCUUGCAGUUUAUCUAUCUUGUCAUAGGAAGACAUCGGUGCCCAAAAACAAAAGAUGGUGUUGGCCUUAAGCUACAUCCUAGGUGUUGGAGUUAGAUAGUUGUGCGUCCAAAAACAAAUUUGGGGGUGGUUGCAUUUAAUGGGAUUUGAAGCGUUUUGUGCAGUCACAAUCUGAAAGUGUUUGCAGCUCAAAUGGAGGAUGAUUCUCCGGGUUCACAGCCACACAGGAUAACAUUUGUGUAAACAUUGAUAAUGGCAAGAAGUCAGUGUUCCCAUGCAGUGGGUUGACCUGGUGGUCAGGUCAUCUGUUUACUCCCCUCCUGUCUAGAACACAAGUAAAUUCAAACUAAGUGGAAUAUUUUAAGUGUGUUGGCAAUAUAAUUGAAGUUUGAAAUUCAUAAUAACCUGCUUUUUGUUUUUUUUAAAUGACUUAUUUUGACGUGUUUCUUUCAGUGCUGGUUUAGUUUGACAUUCAGUUACAAGGAUGAAUAAUUGAGUUGCAUUGUUUUUCAACUUCUGUCUCAGCAAAACCCUUCUCAAGUUUCUCGUUCAAGUGAUGGACCUGUGCUCCCCCCAAAAAAAAAAAAAUCAUAGUAAUUUGUUUAGUAUGCAUGGUCAAAUCUGUUUCCUCCAGCAGAAAUCCCUUAAUGGGUGGGGGGGUGUUAGAGAAGUGUUUACAUGACAAUAAUUAAAUAACUGAAACGUCUAUAACCACACUGGUAUUGAUAUUGGAAGGUAUUCUUUUUUAGCUUUAGACCUCUCCUUAGUGAAACGGCAGCAGGUCUGUUGCUUUUUUGUUCUGACCUCAUUCCACCUGAAGUACUAUUUUACUUCAGUCAAGACACCAAAGGUAUCCACUGGGUUUUGUUGUGUCUAUUAAGCCGUAUGUUCAUGUCCUCCUCCCUCCUUUCUUGUUCAGUGUGUCAGUUCCCUGACUUAUCAUCUUAGGAGCGGUUACAACAGUGGCUUUCAAUUCUAGCUGUCACCUACUUAGCCAUCUAGAUCAUGACCUGUGGUACCGACUGGCACAGCAGCAGUACACUGCACCUGCAGAUAACAAAAAGUGGUAGCCACGCGACAUUUCAAGUUUGAUAAGUCAUAUCUUCAAACAGGAGGAAUUGUCUGACGAGCAAAUGGCCCCUCUGGAGUCAGGAGUACAGUAGGAACUUUGCAUCGCAUUGCUCCCUGCAGGCUGUUUUGUAUCUGUUGGCUAAUUGUUCUCGUUUUGUUGCAAAUGGGUGGACGGGCAAAGACGACUAGAAGUCCUUUAUCGCUUCAGGCCACAGGCGCAUCAGUGAUUAUAUCAUUCUCAGGGAGAAGAGUGUGUGGGGGGGACCUAAACGGAUCAUAUGCAAAAUACAGGAAAUGCAGAGUAUAUGGCAGUAAAAGUUGAGCAAGUUUUCGCAUUUAGCCAACGCACCUUGGCAUUGUGUUGAGUCCAUUAUUUUGGUUAUAAGCAUUUGAAAACCAGAUUGUUUUUACUCUACUCGCUCCUUUUUCAAUGCAUGUGACUUUCAAGAAGAUACUUAUAUGUAAUCAGCAGUGAGGCGUACUAUUCACCCACCAUCUCUACAUCUGUAACAGAAGACAAGUCUUCCUUAAGCCAUAUUCUAGCCCUGUUACAUUUAUAACCAAGGUCAGAUGCAGUAAAAUGGACUUGAAUCUCACCCGCAGUUCUCUCUCUGGCCUCUGAUAUGUAGCACUCAAUUCCCACCACACAUCUCAUUAAUGAUCCUCUUACAUUUUCGCUUAAAGGCGUCUCAUACACAGUGACUAUUAGGACUGACCUCGGGUUCCACUUAAGACAAUGUUUACACUAUAAAGGGAGACCACCCCAACCCUGGCUUCAAAUGCUGAUCUAGGAUCCAAUACUGCAAGGGAAACAACUACAUUAAAAAGAAUAAAUAAUAGUAUGUGACAUGAGGUCAGAUUUUCUCAGGGCUUCAAAUUAAGUGUUAGGAAAUCUGUUAUGUUAGUGGUGUCAGUAGUGAGGAUCACAGAUUUUUUUUUUUUUUUUUUAAUUAUUAGAAGCCCAUAUAUUUCUGGUGUUGGAGUUAAAUGAAUUUUUCUUUCCUCUCUGGCACCUGUUGUCAGAGACACUAGUUGCUUCACAAUUUCUCUAUCGUUUUCUCAUUACUUCAUUAUUCUGGUAAGAAACAGUGGCUUAUAUCUUUGUUUUAGACCACAGGUACAAUGGGAGAGUUGGUCUUGUAUUCUCUUUGUUUUCGUUGUGUAUUCUGAGGAACGUGGGUGAAGGGUAUUUCCCCAGGGUGGUUGUAACGGCUUAAGAGGGGGAAACUGACUUUAAGCCUCUCCUGGAAAAUAAAGAUGCAAAGAUUUCUCUCUUCUCUAUUCUAAGAAAUGUAUUGCUGCUGUCUUAAUAAUCACAACUGUGUGUUUUUAUCUUGGGGCAAAAAUAAAGUUACUGGCCACGAGA
This is a messenger RNA of Pleuronectes platessa (European plaice), 4040 nucleotides long. RefSeq names its product eukaryotic translation initiation factor 5A-2. The coding region runs from base 179 to 637 and encodes 152 amino acids. The record is from RefSeq and is a predicted model, not a curated record. Gene Ontology annotation, molecular function: RNA binding; ribosome binding; translation elongation factor activity. Lineage: Eukaryota; Metazoa; Chordata; Actinopteri; Pleuronectiformes; Pleuronectidae. Gene Ontology annotation, biological process: positive regulation of translational termination; positive regulation of translational elongation. The transcript has 5 exons.